Periophthalmus magnuspinnatus is the source of this 2243-nucleotide messenger RNA. RefSeq names its product potassium voltage-gated channel, subfamily H (eag-related), member 3 (gene kcnh3). NCBI's taxonomy places the organism in Eukaryota, Metazoa, Chordata, Actinopteri, Gobiiformes, Gobiidae. Gene Ontology annotation, molecular function: voltage-gated potassium channel activity. The transcript is spliced from 11 exons. Gene Ontology annotation, cellular component: membrane. The record is from RefSeq and is a predicted model, not a curated record. Bases 159 to 2243 code for a protein of 694 amino acids. Gene Ontology annotation, biological process: potassium ion transmembrane transport; regulation of membrane potential.
UGGCCCCGCAGAACACCUUCUUGGAUACCAUCGCCACACGCUUUGAUGGCACUCACAGUAACUUUGUCCUGGGGAACGCACAGGUCCAGUCGCUGUACCCCAUCGUCUACUGUUCAGACGGCUUCUGUGAGCUGACGGGAUACGCCCGCGCCGAGCUCAUGCAGAAGAGCAGCGCGUGUCACUUCCUGUACGGCCCCGAGACCAGCGACCGGCUCACGGCUCAGAUCCAGGGGGCGCUAGACGAGAGGCGGGAGUUCAAGACUGAGCUGGUGUUCUAUAAAAAGGAAGGUACUCAGUUCUGGUGUCUUUUGGACAUCGUGCCGAUUAAGAAUGAGAAGGGGGAAGUGGUGCUGUUCCUCGUGUCCCACAAAGACAUCACGGACAAGAAGAAAGAGCAGAAUCCAGAGCAGGGGCCCGAGACCGAUGAAGAGACCGGUCUGGAGGUGCAUCAGGUGACACGGCCUCCGGGUUUCAACGCCAACCGCCGCCGCAGCAGAGCCGUCCUGUACCAUCUGUCGGGACACCUGCAGAAACAAGACAAGAGCAAACUCAAGAUCAACAAUAACAUGUUCGGAGAGAAGCCGCCGAUCCCGGAGUACAAAGUGGCGGCCAUCCAAAAAUCCCGCUUCAUCCUGCUUCACUACGGGACCUUCAAGGCGGGCUGGGACUGGCUGAUUCUUCUGGCCACCUUCUACGUGGCCGUCACCGUGCCCUAUAACGUGUGCUUCACUGUGGGAGGGGGGCGGGACGAGGGGAACACCAACGCCCCCCGGAGCCCGCCCAGCGUCAGCGACAUCCUGGUGGAGAUCCUGUUUAUUUUAGACAUCGUGCUGAACUUCCGCACCACCUUCGUGAGCACGUCGGGUCAGGUGGUGUACGACGCCCGCUCCAUCUGCGUCCACUACGUCACCACCUGGCUGUUCGUGGACCUCAUCGCGGCUCUGCCCUUUGACCUGCUCUACGCCUUCAACGUCAGCGUGUACUUCGGGGUGAACCUGCUGAAGACGGUGCGGUUGCUGCGUUUACUGCGGCUCCUUCAGAAGCUGGAGCGUUACUCUCAGUACAGUGCGGUGGUGCUCACUCUGCUCAUGUCCAUGUUCGGGCUGCUGGCUCACUGGAUGGCCUGCGUGUGGUACUUCAUCGGACGCAGGGAGAUCGGGAGCCCGGGGUCCUGGGACAUCGGUUGGCUGCAUGAACUGGCCAAGCGUCUGGGGACUCCUUACUUCCUGUCCCCCUCUCCCACUUUGGUCCCGGGAUCGGUCAGCGGUCUUCAGCCCAACAGCAGCCAGUGGAACCUGACCGGGCCGGAGGUGGUGGGGCAAACCUCCUGGAACUCCUCCCAGUACUUCGGGAACAUGUCCGCGGCGGACGCUGUGUCCGGGGCGGGGGCGGGAAGCGGGGGCAUGGGGGUCCUGGCGGGGGGUCCCUCUAUGCGCAGCAGCUACGUGACGUCUCUGUACUUCGCCCUGAGCAGUCUGACCAGUGUGGGGUUCGGGAACGUCUCGGCCAACACCGACUCGGAAAAGAUUUUCUCCAUCUGCACCAUGCUCAUCGGAGCCCUGAUGCAUGCAGUGGUCUUCGGUAACGUGACGGCCAUCAUACAGAGGAUGUACUCGCGGCGCUCGCUCUACCACACCCGCACGAAGGACCUGAAGGACUUCAUCAGGGUGCACCGCCUGCCCAAAGCCCUUGAGCAACGCAUGCUUGAAUGUUUCCAGACAAUGUGGUCGGUCAACAAUGGAAUAGAUGUCAGCGAGCUCCUGAAGGACUUUCCCGACGAGCUCCGAGCAGACAUCGCCAUGCACCUCAACAAGGAGCUCCUUCAGCUGCCCCUGUUCGAGUCGGCCAGUAGGGGGUGUCUGCGCUCACUGUCCCUCAUCAUCAAGACGUCCUUCUGCGCCCCGGGAGAGUUCCUCAUCCGCCAGGGAGACGCGCUACAGGCCAUCUACUUCGUCUGCUCCGGGUCUAUGGAGGUGCUCAAAGACAACACUGUGCUGGCGAUUCUGGGUAAAGGCGAUCUGAUCGGCUCGGACUCGCUCACGAAAGAACAAGUGAUAAAGACCAACGCUAACGUGAAGGCCUUGACCUACUGUGACCUGCAGUACAUCAGCCUGAAGGGCCUGAGGGAGGUGCUGCGCCUUUACCCGGAAUACGCCCAGAAGUUCAUCAGCGAAAUCCAGCACGACCUCACGUACAACCUGCGAGAAGGUCACGGAGCAGACGUGAGUGCUUCAUCACGCUAA